ACUCUAGUGUCUGCUUAGCAUAACUACUUUAUCUGUGAUAUCCACUACUUCUUUGUAGGAAAGUAAUAUAGAUUUUAAGUGUAGUUCUCUACCUCAACUGCUACGAUAUGGCGGGAAACUUCUGGCAAAGCUCUCAUUAUCUCCAGUGGGUGCUGGAUAAACAGGACCUAAUGAAAGAGCGCCAGAAGGACCUGAAGUUUCUCUCAGAAGAGGAAUACUGGAAGCUGCAAAUCUUCUUUGCUAAUGUCAUUCAGGCUUUGGGGGAACACUUGAAGCUGCGGCAGCAGGUUAUUGCUACUGCAACUGUGUACUUCAAACGCUUCUAUGCCAGGUAUUCCCUGAAAAGCAUAGAUCCGGUGCUCAUGGCUCCUACCUGUGUGUUCCUGGCUUCAAAAGUUGAGGAAUUUGGAGUUGUGUCCAAUACCAGACUGAUCUCUGCUGCAACAUCUGUGUUGAAAACAAGAUUUUCCUAUGCCUUCCCAAAGGAGUUCCCUUACAGAAUGAAUCAUAUACUAGAGUGUGAGUUCUACCUUUUGGAGUUGAUGGACUGCUGCCUGAUAGUGUACCACCCCUACAGACCACUGCUGCAGUACGUGCAAGAUAUGGGACAGGAGGACAUGCUGCUGCCUCUGGCCUGGCGAAUAGUGAAUGACACAUACAGGACAGAUCUGUGUCUGCUCUACCCUCCCUUCAUGAUCGCCCUAGCCUGUCUGCAUGUCGCCUGUGUGGUGCAGCAGAAAGAUGCCAGACAGUGGUUUGCAGAGCUCUCUGUUGACAUGGACAAAAUCUUGGAGAUUAUCCGAGUCAUUCUGAAGCUCUAUGACCAGUGGAAAAAUUUUGAUGACAGGAAGGAGAUAGCUGCUGUGCUAAACAAGAUGCCUAAACCCAAACCACCUCCAAACAGUGAGAGUGACCAGAGCUCCAACGGGAACCAAAGCAACUCCUACAGCCAGUCUUAGCACGGCGCCUGUAUUUCCCCUGGAUUCCAUAAUGUCGAUGCAGAGAGAGGUUGAUCAUUUUUUUAAAACGUCACACAGCACAACCUUCGUGAUGCCAUCUCCGACUUACACCCCCCCCCCCACCCACCACCACCACCACCACCACCAACCAACUCUUGAGAGUCAUGUCUUCACUUUUACCCUUCUCUGAUCAUUAUGGGUUCAUGGAUUUAGGAAGCAGCCACACAAAUGCCUGCAGUGAACGGCAGAUCAGGCAGUUGUGUUGUCUCGAUGAGGCCACUCUACUCUGCUCCAGACUUGAAAUGAACUAAAACUGAGGAACAAAAGGGGGAAGAGGGGAGCUGGGAGUGUGGGGUAAACUGAUGGGAGAACUGUGGGGGUGGUGGUGGUGGUGGGGGGGGGGGGUUUACAGAUGUGAUGAAUCAGUAGAAACAUGUCAUUGUGAUGAUCCUGACAUCCUUGAACAGCCCAGAGGAGCAAGUCGUUUCUCAUGGAGCUCCGCGGGAUUCGAGAAAACUUGAUCACAAGUACUGUGUGUGUGUGCGUGCGUGCGUGCGUGCGCGUGUGUGUGUGUACAACAUGUGAGAGGCCAGUCUGGGUGGGUUUUCAUUCCUCAGGGACCAUAGUAGUCUUCUCUACUCGUGUCUGUACGUAAAAAUGAUUUGAUACUGUGCUGUUUUAAAGAGUGGUUUUGAUUGGAUAUCACCCCCGUACAACUGUGACGUGAUUGGAUAUCCCUGCCCUCUGCGGUCUGUGCUGGUUGAUCAUGAACGGUGCGAGGAAAAAUCCCAAGAGAGGCUCUUCAUUUAAGGUUUAUAUUAGCUCUUUGAAUUCAAGAUUUUACUGUUUUUGAAUCAUGACGACUCCACCUCCUCCCUCCCCGUUCGCUCUUUCAUUUUGUAAAUAGCCUUCCGCUUCUAUUCAUUUAUUUUUAUCGUUCAUGUUUUUGCUUAAUUAAGGAAAAAUUCAAUGGAAAUCAUGAGCUGGUUCUGCUUUGAACUCUGCGCUUCAGAUGAAAGUGCCCCUGUUUGUUUCACUGUCAUGAUGCUGUUGGUCUGCUGCAAAGCUUAUUCUUCAUUUUAUUGUAUUUUCUUUUUCAUUUAUUCCACUUUAGUUGUAGAAUAUGUAUUGUGUAAAUCUAUUUUUUUGAAAACUUUUAUUUCAGUUUGUCAGUAAAGGCAAAUAACAAUCGUUCUAAAUUAGUCUGCUCUGGUUGUACAUUCUUAUUUGUAUGUACCUCCUGCCAUCUCUUAAAUCAGUGAAUUGUGGCAAUAUGUGUGUCUAUAUUUUUGUGAUGUAACACGGUGAGAUCUGUGUGUGUGUGUGUAUGUAUGUGUGUGUGGCUGUACUAAAAACAAGGUGCUUGAAAGCCUAACAGAAUAAUAGCUGCUGGUUACAGAGAAAACCCCUCAUGCAAGCACAUCGUCCCAUUCAGGUGUAACAUGUAUCUUAGGGGUGGAUUUUAUUGCAGUACUUGGAUGCAUCUUGGAUCUUUUUUUGUUUUCCUCAGUGGCUUCAUAUACUGUACACUUAAGUUCUAUCACUGUUGAAAAAGCAAGCCGAAUAGGUACAUAAACAUCUUGUUAACGGCCACUUUUUCAUACUAAAGUGGAAGCCACUGAGGCGAGUUUGAAGCGUCCUCGUUCAGCUCUGCCUUCUGGCGUUUUCCUGCCCUUCAGCAGGCUCCAUCUGUUACAUGACUGUUCACAUGAGCGGGAAUACAAAUAAAAGGGCUUCACCCCACUUAAAUAUUCCUUCUAGUUUUGAUCAAAAAAAUCACCCAACAUUGUUUUAUCAAAUACUACUUGAAAGUCUAUGUUUAUCAUUUUAUCAAUUAUGGUAAUAAAAUGUAUGGUGUGCGAAACAAA
Messenger RNA from Thunnus maccoyii (southern bluefin tuna), 2827 nucleotides. RefSeq names its product cyclin C (gene ccnc). Gene Ontology annotation, biological process: positive regulation of transcription by RNA polymerase II. The transcript has 12 exons. NCBI's taxonomy places the organism in Eukaryota, Metazoa, Chordata, Actinopteri, Scombriformes, Scombridae. The coding region runs from base 108 to 959 and encodes 283 amino acids. Gene Ontology annotation, cellular component: mediator complex; nucleus. Gene Ontology annotation, molecular function: cyclin-dependent protein serine/threonine kinase regulator activity. The record is from RefSeq and is a predicted model, not a curated record.